Messenger RNA from Suillus discolor, 1008 nucleotides. RefSeq names its product kinase-like protein. Gene Ontology annotation, molecular function: ATP binding; protein serine/threonine kinase activity. Gene Ontology annotation, biological process: endocytosis; signal transduction; peptidyl-serine phosphorylation. Lineage: Eukaryota; Fungi; Basidiomycota; Agaricomycetes; Boletales; Suillaceae. The coding region runs from base 1 to 1008 and encodes 335 amino acids. The record is from RefSeq and is a predicted model, not a curated record. The transcript has 3 exons. Gene Ontology annotation, cellular component: nucleus; cytoplasm.
AUGGCAGACAGCUCAGCACACCGACUUGACCUUCGUGUCGGUGGGAAAUACAGGCUCGGCAAGAAGAUUGGCUCAGGUUCCUUCGGUGAUAUCUAUCUCGGGAUCAACAUCAUCUCUGGCGAGGAGGUCGCUAUCAAACUUGAGUCAGUAAAGGCAAAGCACCCCCAGCUCGAGUACGAGUCAAAGGUAUACAAAACCCUUGCCGGCGGUGUCGGUGUUCCUUUCGUGCGCUGGUUUGGCACUGAGUGCGAUUACAAUGCCAUGGUCUUGGACCUUCUCGGACCCUCUUUAGAAGACCUUUUCAAUUUUUGCAACCGCAAAUUCACCCUCAAGACUGUCUUGCUCCUUGCCGACCAACUCAUAUCCCGUAUCGAGUACAUCCACUCACGCAACUUUAUUCACCGGGAUAUCAAGCCAGACAACUUUCUCAUGGGCAUAGGCAAGCGUGGCAAUCAAGUUAAUGUCAUCGACUUUGGUCUCGCGAAGAAAUUCCGUGACCCAAAGACCCACUUGCACAUUCCCUACAGGGAAAAUAAGAACUUGACCGGUACCGCUCGCUACACCUCAAUCAACACCCAUUUGGGGGUUGAGCAGGCUCGUCGCGAUGACCUUGAGUCACUCGCCUACGUCCUGAUGUACUUCUUACGCGGCGCCCUUCCUUGGCAGGGACUCAAGGCUGCUACUAAGAAGCAGAAAUAUGACAGGAUCAUGGAGAAGAAGAUGACUACUCCCACCGAUAUCCUUUGCCGCGGCUUCCCCAACGAGUUCGGCAUUUUCUUGAACUACACUCGCGCACUUCGCUUUGAUGACAAGCCUGAUUAUUCUUACCUCCGCAAGCUCUUCCGCGACCUUUUCGUUCGCGAGGGCUUCCAGUAUGACUACGUCUUCGACUGGUCUGUGCAGCGUGGCGCCCAAGAUGACGGCGCCAGCACCAGCCAAAAGGCUGCUACUGGCAGGCGAAAGGUCGUUCAAGAGGAAGAAGAACACCGUGCAAGCGACAGGAUGUAG